CCUCCCGGGCGAAGCAAACUCCGAUGAGGCCAACACGCUUUCCCCAUCCAUCCAUCCAUCCAUCCAUCCGUCCACCCGUCUCGCGGCCUCUGCUCCCCACGCCAUGGACACAGGUCCAGCUCACACCUCACUCCCGCCACGCGCCGCCCCCUACCCCCUGAUUCAAACCCGCCUUUGAUCUCUCUCUCCCCCCGAAUCCUAUAAUACAUCCGAACAUCCUCGCUCCCAUUCCAAAGUCUCACCCAAGCAAGCACCCAGCAUCACCUCACUCGCCAGUCACCACCAUUGCCACAGACCUUGACACCAGCUAGAUACCACCUCGUCUCGUGCCAUGGACCAGUACAACAACUACGGCGGCGUGGCCUACUACGCCGGCGGGGACGACAAUGGCCAGGGCGGGUACGCGACGGUGACGUCGGCGCCGCCGAAGCGGCCAGCGGGGCGGACCAAGUUCAGGGAGACGCGCCACCCGGUGUACCGCGGCGUGCGCCGGCGCGGCGCCGCGGGGCGGUGGGUCUGCGAGGUGCGCGAGCCCAACAAGAAGUCCCGCAUCUGGCUCGGCACCUUCGCCAGCCCGGAGGCCGCGGCCCGCGCCCACGACGUCGCCGCGCUCGCGCUCCGUGGCCGCGCCGCAUGCCUCAACUUCGCCGACUCGGCCGCCCUGCUCGCCGUCGACCCCGCCACGCUCCGCACCCCCGACGACAUCCGCGCGGCCGCCAUCGCGCUCGCCGAGACGGCGUGCCCCUCCGCGCCCGCGCCGUCGGCGUCGUCGUCGCCGUCCGUGGCAGCCUCGGCGUCCGCGACGGCGCCCGCGAUGAUGGCGAUGAUGCAGGAGUCCGCGACGCUGCAGUACGACGACUACGCGAUGCAGUACGGCGGCAUUGCGGACCUGGACCAGCAUUCCUACUACUACGACGGGAUGAGCGCCGGCGGCGGCGACUGGCAGAGCGGCUCGCACAUGGACGGAGACGACGACUGCAACGGCGGCUCCGGGUACGGUGCCGGCGAGGUCGCGCUCUGGAGCUACUGAUCGAGCUGCUCCAUUGGUCGCUCCAGUUAGCGUAGGAUUAAGAAGAAGCAAAGCAGAGUUGGCCGGGAGCUUCAUCAGUUGUGAAGUAGCACUAGUCGUAUUAUUUAUGUGGCCGUAAAGCAGAGAGAGAGAGAGAACGGUAUGCAAAUUGCAUCAGCCUGUUUCCCUCCAUAAUUUUUUUAUUUUUUGAUGAUUUUUUGGUUGGCUGGAAUUUUUGUAACAUGUGCUGGAGUAGAGUAAUAAGGGACAAACUCUGCUUUAUCAAUAUUUAGCUGAAAUAAGUUUUUUUCCCUGCAAA
Molecule: messenger RNA, 1328 nt
Organism: Hordeum vulgare subsp. vulgare (domesticated barley)
Lineage: Eukaryota; Viridiplantae; Streptophyta; Magnoliopsida; Poales; Poaceae
Product: dehydration-responsive element-binding protein 1C-like
Exons: 1
Coding region: 332-1030 (232 amino acids)
Biological process (GO): regulation of DNA-templated transcription
Molecular function (GO): DNA-binding transcription factor activity; DNA binding
Source: RefSeq, a predicted model, not a curated record